AUGGCAGGAGACGCAGAAGACCGCGCCGCGCUCGUCAACCGACAGCUCCCAGAGAUGACCCUGUCGACAGCCGACAACCCUCUCACAGCACCCAAGCCACCACCAGAGAAAUUGUCUACGGCAGAGAGAGCGCAGUAUAGGUUCCAGGUCAAGGGCAAUGCGAUCAUCACCGGUGGCGCCGGCACCCUCGCCCUCGAAGCCGCAGCCGCCCUCCUCGAACACGGCGCCACGGGCCUCGCCCUCUGGGACAUGAACCCCGACCAAGCCUUCGAAAGCGUCAAGAAACUGCACUCCAAGUUCCCUCACGCACGCAUUAUAACCGAAGCCGUCGACGUCCGCGACGAGAAAGCCAUUGCUUCAGCCGUGGAAAGCAGCGUCAAAGUACUCGGUAGCAUAGACAUGCUCUGCUGUUUCGCCGGCGUGGUAGGCUGCACACACGCGAUUGAGAUGGCGGCGGAUGAAUGGCGGCGCACACACGAUAUCAAUCUUACGGGGUCGUUCUUGUGUGCACAGGCUGUUGCGAAGCAGUUUCGUGCGCAGGGGACGGGGGGCUCCCCGCGAGCAAUCGCAAACUUCAUCAUCACCAAGCUCACCGACGCCACGAUUUACGUGCAGGAUCUUAUCGAGGCACGGGCGGAAGACGAGCGGCGCCGCGAGCGGGAGGAGAACGAGCGGAUCUCACGAGAAGCGCGCAGACGCGUGAUGGAGUAUGGCGAUGCGGAUGAGUCGUUGAUGGGGGAUCGGGAGGCGGAGGAGGGGAGAAGGAGGCCGCAGGAUUGA
Alternaria infectoria is the source of this 780-nucleotide messenger RNA. RefSeq lists its product as uncharacterized. NCBI's taxonomy places the organism in Eukaryota, Fungi, Ascomycota, Dothideomycetes, Pleosporales, Pleosporaceae. Gene Ontology annotation, molecular function: oxidoreductase activity, acting on NAD(P)H, oxygen as acceptor; 2,3-dihydro-2,3-dihydroxybenzoate dehydrogenase activity. Gene Ontology annotation, biological process: siderophore biosynthetic process. The transcript is spliced from 3 exons. Gene Ontology annotation, cellular component: intracellular anatomical structure. The record is from RefSeq and is a predicted model, not a curated record. Bases 1 to 780 code for a protein of 259 amino acids.